AUGAAAUUCAGUUACAUAUUCAAGGAAAAUUCUGGCGAUCAAUCUACCUGGGAAUUUGAUUUUAGUGGCUGGACUAAACGAAAACUAGGACGAAGCUAUGUAGAACUGACAAGUUUUCAUCCAAACGCUGUUAAUGGAGAUUUUUAUAACCCUAUCAGAUUUGAUAAAGGAGGACUUGUUUUGUUCGAGGAUUAUGGUGCCGGAGUUUUCCACAGGCUUGCUAUGCUUCACACUCAUCAAGCUUUAAAUCAAUCUGAAAAAGUCGAUCAAGUCUCGUUUGAGGUUGACGGAGAAGAAUUAAUUACAGUACCGACCGUUUGGAAGAAAAAUUUUGCCUAUCCUUUUCCAAAGACGUUCUUUCGAUUUGAUGACCAAAAUAACAAGGCUGGUUUUCAAUUAACGCACCCAAUUGCCUAUGCAAAAAGUUUUCGCAUCAUUACCAGGUGGCCGGGCAGUGAACAGUUUAAAAGCGAUGAUGUAUGGAAUCAAUAAAAAGUGUGCCAUGAUACAAAGACAGCAUGCAACGUUAAGGUAUAUUUUGGAGAAACUGUAAACAAAUUU
Molecule: messenger RNA, 561 nt
Organism: Xenia sp. Carnegie-2017
Lineage: Eukaryota; Metazoa; Cnidaria; Anthozoa; Malacalcyonacea; Xeniidae
Exons: 3
Coding region: 1-492 (163 amino acids)
Source: RefSeq, a predicted model, not a curated record